AUGGAGGAGAUUUAUGAAAAGCUUAGCGCGGUGAACUUAUGGCAAGGCUUCGAAAACUCAGAUGAGGGGUCUUUUGAUGUCGUCGAGGCAUGGCUUCUGCAUUCGACUGGGGAAAUCCGCGUCAACCGCAAGACCGUCCGCGCGAAAGAGCUAGAUGACUGGCUCUCUGAGGAAACAGUGGGCGAUGGAAGCACAAGGGAGUCUCUUGUUUUGCGUCUAGCCUUGAUAAACUGCGAUAUCAAAAUUAGACAGCUGAACCUCUCCAAAGAUGUCAUGAAAAGACUUCUCAAUGCGUUCGGACUUCGACUGGCUUAUAAGUACUCCCAGAGUUGCAUCACCAACGUGGCUGCCAUCCCACCACUAUCUACACACCACCAGACCUAUUCUUUCUGCUACAUGCCUAAACUGGCAGCGGUCUGGGCGCAUCGCCGUUUCGAUGUCACGAACCAGAUGGACCGCCCGUUUGUUACGCAGGGCCUCAUAUUCCUUGACAAGUCCAACUUAGCAUACCUCUCCGAGGCUUUUCGCACUCCUUGGAGUCCCUCUCUCUAUGAAAGCUCCAUGUUUCCGGCCUUUCUACUUAGCCUCAUCCUGAGCACGCAGAUCCAUCAACAGGAAGAAAAGAUCAAGCUGAAAAUCCGCGCGAGUGAGAAGUGCACGGCGUUUCAGACAACAAGCCAGGACUACGACAAGAACAUGAUGAGUCUAUUCAUUGACCUAGCUACCCAGGCGGAAGGGUGUGCUGUAAAGCUCGGCAGCUUAAGCAGGAAAAGCAAAAUGGUGGAAAAAACUCUCAAUUUUAUCCUGAAGCACAUGAAUGUACCGGACCAGGGCAGCAUCGGAACACCGAUUUCAUCCAUCUCAACUGAAGCCUGCCAGCUGCUGCGAAAUCAUGUGCUCCUAUUGCAGGAUAGGUUGGAAAUGCAGGUUGUGGACAUAGAGUAUACUCAGAAGCGUGUGCAGCUUCAAACUGGCAUGCUCGCCGGCCUCAUCUCUAGAGGCGACUUCAGAGCAACUCUCAUUUUGGCAGAGUCUCAACAUCGAGACUCCCUGUCCAUGAAGACCCUAGCCAUCGUCACCAUGCUCUUCCUCCCCGGAAGCUUCAUUUCCGCCUUGUUCUCAACGUCCAUGUUCGACUGGGACAGCGUCGAUCCCACUUCGAACAGCAUUGGAGUGCGAACAAUGCCUCAGUUUCGGUUGUACUGGGCUAUUACUAUUCCGCUUACGAUUGUUACCUUCAUACUCUUCUUCCUAUGGCUGUGGAUGACGAAGCUACGAGGGGAUGCUCUGAGGAGAAAGGGAGAUAGUAUCAAGCAAAACUUUUUCGACAGACUGUCCGAGGAAGAAAAGGCAGAGGUGGAUAUAUACCAACCGGGGAGAUUGCGAAAGGAUACGGAAUUUACCAGGGCGUAG
Messenger RNA from Trichoderma aggressivum f. europaeum, 1413 nucleotides. RefSeq lists its product as uncharacterized. NCBI's taxonomy places the organism in Eukaryota, Fungi, Ascomycota, Sordariomycetes, Hypocreales, Hypocreaceae. The record is from RefSeq and is a predicted model, not a curated record. The transcript is spliced from 2 exons. Bases 1 to 1413 code for a protein of 470 amino acids.